Messenger RNA from Bufo gargarizans (Asiatic toad), 2300 nucleotides. Its product is annotated as mitochondrial uncoupling protein 2. Gene Ontology annotation, molecular function: oxidative phosphorylation uncoupler activity. Gene Ontology annotation, cellular component: mitochondrial membrane. Gene Ontology annotation, biological process: adaptive thermogenesis; mitochondrial transmembrane transport; mitochondrial transport. The transcript has 8 exons. The record is from RefSeq and is a predicted model, not a curated record. The coding region runs from base 395 to 1321 and encodes 308 amino acids. Lineage: Eukaryota; Metazoa; Chordata; Amphibia; Anura; Bufonidae.
GCAGCAGAGACUGGUUUUCAGUGACUCAGCCUUUCUUACCCAGCUGAGGACAAGCACUUCUCAUCCUCCUGCUCCCGCCAUUGUUACAUCCCAGCCCCCCCUCCAGGCUCCAGACCCUCCACCAGCAUUGACUCCCUUUCUUCUCUUACUGCAUAAGUAUUAUGGUUUUACAGCAUCGUUUUUACCAACACUUUUCUAUGGAAAGCAAAGGGUAUCGUGUAUCCACUGCCGGUGGUAAAUCUGACGGGCGCGACGCCUUCAGAGAAGCCUGAUCUUCAGACCUGUCUCCACUCCAGCUGAGAUACUUGAAGGAUCGGGCGGAGUUGAUCUGCCUUGUCUUAUCACUACAUCACUAUAACCCCAGUCAUCUUCUUGAUUAUUUGCAUCAUCCAAAAUGGUUGGCUUCAAACCCACCGACGUCCCCCCUACCGCCGCAGUGAAGUUCAUUGGCGCAGGUACGGCAGCGUGCAUUGCUGACCUGUUCACCUUCCCUCUGGACACUGCGAAAGUCCGUCUCCAGCUCCAAGGAGAGACCAAGACAUCAGUCAACGUGAAGUCUUCCCAGUAUAAGGGCGUCUUCGGAACCAUCUCCACCAUGGUCAAGACUGAAGGACCACGGAGCCUUUACAACGGGCUGGUGGCCGGUCUCCAGCGACAGAUGAGUUUCGCGUCCGUCCGUAUCGGACUCUAUGACUCUGUCAAGCAAUUCUACACCAAAGGAUCUGAACAUGUCGGAAUCGGGAGCAGACUUCUCGCCGGCUGCACGACCGGAGCCAUGGCCGUCGCAAUCGCUCAGCCCACGGAUGUGGUGAAGGUGCGCUUCCAAGCUCAGGCCAAAGUCUCCAGCUCCAGAAGAUACAAGGGGACGAUGGACGCCUACCGGACCAUCGCCAAGGAGGAGGGCAUGCGCGGCCUCUGGAAAGGCACCGCCCCCAACAUCACCCGAAACGCCUUAGUAAAUUGCACUGAGCUGGUGACCUACGACCUCAUCAAGGACGCCCUCCUGAAAUCCAACCUCAUGAGCGACACCCUCCCGUGUCACUUCACCUCUGCGUUCGGCGCUGGUUUCUGCACCACGGUGAUCGCUUCCCCCGUUGAUGUAGUGAAGACAAGAUACAUGAACUCUGCCAAGGGACAGUACCAAAGUGCCCUGAACUGUGCCCUCACCAUGGUGCGGCAGGAGGGACCCAUGGCUUUCUACAAGGGGUUCAUGCCGUCCUUCCUGAGGCUGGGCUCCUGGAACGUCGUGAUGUUUGUGACUUACGAGCAGCUGAAGAGAGCCAUGAUGUCCGCCCGCGUCUCCUGGGAGGCUCCUUUCUGAGGCGCCGCUCUGGCCUUUGGGUUGUAACCUCUCCCCCCUCCCCCGGCCUGUCCUCUACCUCUUAGUACGGUUUACGUUAGGCCCCCCCCCUCCCCCUCCGUCCUUACUUCACACUUAUUUCUGGCCACUUGGAAAUAAAAAAAAAAAUAAAAAAUAAAAAAAAAGGAAUAAUUAAAAAAACUAAAAUUCCCAUUCUUCACCAGUCUAGGAGCGAGCGGGAAUGUCCUAUGGCGGCCAUGUUGCCAUCUCCUAGUUUUCUGUAACAAAAAGGGAACUUUAAAAAAAUAUAUAUCCCCCCCCCCCCCCCAAUAUUUUACUUCAGCUUUUAGUGUUUUUUUAUUUUUUUAAUAAGAAUUUGUCAAUUUUGAUGCCUGAGUUCAGGUUUAGCUCCAGUUUUGAGAAUUUACAUAAAAUUUAGUAUUUGGAAGUCUUUUGCUUCAUUAAUCCUGUGAGUUAUUCACUAGUCACAGCCAAAGCUGCAUUCAGAAGUAUCAUACUGGUCGGCUGGUGCCCCUCAGUUGUCAAUUCCCAGCACGUUCUGACAGCUGGCUGUCGGGGCAUGCUGAGAGUUGUAGUUUUGCUUCAUCUUGGGGGCUGAUGCCAUCCGUGCAUUACCAGAGCUUUUUCUGAACUGCCAGUACAGUGCAGCUUUGGUUGUGACUACAGUAUGGUUAUCCUAGUAGUGUUUGCAGGAUUACUGGUCUGGUGGUUGUGUAGUCAUAUGGGGCCACAGUUAUCGGUUGCAGCUUUCAAUUCCUUCAAGCACACCACAAGCUGCAACCCAAGGUGACUUCCGCUUUUAUUUUUUUUUGUUUGCUCAUCUGUUGCGUGACGGUCACACUCCAGGGGCUGCUGACGUGACUCAUCCGCCGACUACUCCCCUCACCCUCCUCAGGACCAAACCACUCCUGUUCACGUUUUUAAUUGUCUUUUUUUGUAUGACUUUGCAUGAACUAAAAAUAAAGAUGCACAAAACGGU